Messenger RNA from Dermacentor silvarum, 896 nucleotides. Its product is annotated as opioid growth factor receptor-like. The record is from RefSeq and is a predicted model, not a curated record. NCBI's taxonomy places the organism in Eukaryota, Metazoa, Arthropoda, Arachnida, Ixodida, Ixodidae. The transcript has 3 exons. Bases 35 to 784 code for a protein of 249 amino acids.
CAAGUCACAAAGGCGCCCACCACACACAUCCGAGAUGCAGAUUUUCACUUUCACUUUGCUUGUCUUUCUUCUGGCCGCUCUGUUCGUCCGCGGUGAUCACGGCAAUGAAGAACAUGCUGAAGAUGAUGAAAUGGACGAGCUCAUGGACGACUUGGCGGGCGGCAGCGAGGAGCUGUCUCGAAGCAAACGAUGGGACCAUGAAAGCAGCGGACUGGACAACGGACCAGGCCCACCCGAAGGUGGCGAAGGCGGCGAGCGUCGCGGGGUACGACGUGGAGGGGAUCGUCAAGGCGGAGGCGAAAGACGUGGUGGCCAGUGGAGGGUGCGGUAUGUUGCUAGGCGUACACUGAGACCCGGCGAUGGAGGGCGCCGAAGGCCUACGGAGAGACGUGGGCAACGACCCGGCGAAAGACCGGGCGAACGACCAGGCGAAAGACCAGGCGAAAGACCAGGCGAACGACCAGGCGAAAGACCAGGCGAACGACCAGGAGAGCGACCAGGAGAGCGACCAGGAGAAAGACCAGGCGAACGACCAGGCGAACGACCAGGCGAACGACCAGGAGAAAGACCAGGAGAAAGAUGGGGAGAAAGAUCAGGAGUAGGAUGGAGAGAGAGACCGGGAGAAAGACCAGGCGAAAGACCAGGCGAACGACCAGGAGAAAGACCAGGAGAAAGACCAGGAGAGCGACCAGGAGAGAGACCGGGAGAGAGACCAGGAGAGAGACCGGGAGAAAGACCGGGCGAGAGACCGGGCGAAAGACCAGGCGAAAGACGAGGCGAAUGACAAGGCAAAGGACAAGGCAAAGGACAGGGCGAAAGGCGUCGAGAAGAAUCAGAACAGCCAUAAGGUGCCUGUCCCUGGAAUUCCAGAUAGGCAAAGCGUAGAUGACGCGGAC